This is a messenger RNA of Colletotrichum acutatum, 2712 nucleotides long. RefSeq names its product Lecithin:cholesterol acyltransferase. The coding region runs from base 487 to 2505 and encodes 672 amino acids. Gene Ontology annotation, cellular component: cytoplasm; perinuclear endoplasmic reticulum. Lineage: Eukaryota; Fungi; Ascomycota; Sordariomycetes; Glomerellales; Glomerellaceae. The transcript has a single exon. Gene Ontology annotation, molecular function: phospholipid:diacylglycerol acyltransferase activity. Gene Ontology annotation, biological process: triglyceride biosynthetic process; lipid storage. The record is from RefSeq and is a predicted model, not a curated record.
CGGAGAAGUCGAGCAGCUCAUGCAUCUUUUUUUGCUCGUCCCUCGGCCGCCUCCAACAUCCCACCCCCCCGAGCUCCGGACUCCUUGGCUAUUAUUGUUGCCCGGCCAAGCACACCUGAAUCCCGCAUGCCUCGGGGCUGCCUGUCAACAUUCGUCCCUCUCUGUCUGUCCGACAAAUCACGAAACAAGCUUUGCCUAGCUUUGGAUCUGCCAUAGUCGCCCCCCCUUGCUCGCCGCUUAGCUCACAACGUCCCAUCGCCCACUCGCCCACGUGCCUCCCAAUAAGUACCAAGCCACGCCCAAGGAGGACGGCGCAGUUGAUACCGUUCCUUGCUUCCACUUCAUCCCAAGCUCAGGUAUGCACCGCUUGGCCCUUACUUCCAUCGAAUAGCCUGACCUCCUUCGGCUGUUACAAACGUCAACUUUAGGAGCUAACUUCGCUCUACUAGCAUCUUCAGGUGGCAGCAGCCCUUUGCGACCGCGACCAUGUCUUCCUCGACUCUCAGGCGUCGAGCCAUCCCCCCCGACGGCAACGUCGACAGCGAACCUUCGACCCCUCGAGACGAAAGCCCCGAGAAAUCCGAGACUGUAGCUCACGUCGUUCACCAUGUUAAACCCAAGACACGGAAACGCCGGAAUGGCGCCAUCUUCUUACUUGGAAGUUUGUUUGGAAUCAUAGCCGCCGGCUUCUUUGCGAAAAGCAACGACCUCAUAGAUUUCCCCGAGCUUGGAGAGCUUAGUAUGGACAGCUUUUUCGAUGUUCUGCCAGCUGGCUUGGUCAAGGACAUGCGGGAGCUUGUGGUCAGUAACAAUUCAGGCGUCGUCUUUGACGGGCGUCCGUCAUCUAGCUGGCUGAAACUAACAUGGCUGGCCGUGAAGCAAGGCGAGCGAGAAUUCGUUGAUAGCUACGAUGCCUUCUCCGUAGGUUUGCAGGCUCGCGCCGAGGGUCUUCAUGCCCAUCACCCCAUGAUCAUGGUUCCCGGCGUCAUCUCAACAGGCCUCGAGUCGUGGGGCACAGCGAAUGUCUCCCGCCAAUAUUUCCGAAAACGCCUCUGGGGCAGUUGGAGCAUGAUGCGUGCGCUGGUCCUCGACAAGGAAAACUGGAAGAAACAUAUCAUGCUGGACCAGGAAACCGGCCUUGACCCUCCUCAUAUCAAGCUGCGAGCUGCCCAAGGCUUCGACGCAACCGACUUCUUCAUCACCGGCUACUGGAUCUGGAACAAGAUUUUCGAGAAUCUGGCAUCGAUAGGCUACGACCCGACUAAUUCCUUCACCGCCGCGUACGACUGGCGUUUGGCGUACCCCAACCUCGAGACACGCGAUCAGUACUUUUCGAGGCUCAAGUCUUACAUUGAAACUGCGCAUGCGUUUUCGGGCAAGAAGGCUGUUCUCGUGUCCCACAGCAUGGGAGGGCAAGUUCUUUUCUAUUUCUUCCAUUGGGUCGCAUCCGAGAGUGGUGGUCGAGGCGGCGACGAUUGGGUCGAGCAGCACGUCGAAGCUUGGAUCAACGUGAGUGGUUGCAUGCUUGGUGCUGUCAAGGACUUGACAGCUGUCUUGUCAGGCGAGAUGAGAGACACAGCCCAACUCAACGCAUUUGCCGUGUACGGUCUCGAGAAGUUUUUGAGCAAAGACGAAAGAGCCCAGCUCUUCCGAGCAAUGCCUGGCAUUUCUUCCAUGCUUCCCAUUGGAGGAGACGCUGUUUGGGGCAAUUCGACAUGGGCACCUGAUGACAAGCCGGACCAGGAACUUUCUUACGGUUCUCUUCUCAAUUUCCGCAGCGGCAUGAAUUGGACAACUCCAGAACGGAAUCUGACGGUCGAGUCGGCCAUGAACUACCUCUUCAACACGACAGAGGAAUGGUACUCAAGAAAUGUGAAGGGUGCCUAUUCCCAUGGUGUAGCACACACUCAAGCCGAGGUCGACGCAAACGAAAAAGACCCAAACAAAUGGAUCAACCCCCUGGAGACACGUCUGCCCCUCGCACCGAGUCUCAAGAUUUACUGCUUCUACGGCGUAGGCAAGGCAACGGAGCGAGGCUACUACUAUCGAUCACCAGACGCUCCGGCUCUCACGAAUCUGAACAUUACAAUCGACACAACCCUCACGCAGGGAGAGGUGGAUCAUGGUGUCGUCAUGGGAGAGGGCGACGGCACAGUGAAUCUUCUCAGCACGGGAUACAUGUGUAACCGCGGGUGGAACUUCAAGAGGUACAACCCAGCCGGUGUCAAAGUGACGGUUGUCGAGAUGGAGCACGAACCCGAGCGAUUCAAUCCCCGCGGAGGACCCAAGACGGCAGACCAUGUGGAUAUUCUCGGGCGGCAACAUCUGAACGAGCUCAUCUUGAGGAUCGCGGCGGGCAAGGGCAAUACGAUUACCGACUAUGUCGCUAGCAACAUCAAGGAGUACGCCGACAAGGUCAAGGUGUACGACGAUGGCCAACGACCCGAUGAGGAGCAGGACACCUGGGAGGAGACUUUGGAGAAACUGGUCGGCAACAGUUCAUGAGCGGUUCGAGUAGAGGCGUUAUAUGGCGCAAGGGUACUGAGAGUAUUUGGAGCAUUUGGGGAUGGUUACGACACGGAUACAAUACCCUCCUGCUUAACGAAUUUCUGUGUUUCCAUUCCUUUAUUCUUUCUGUCUUAAUAGGUAAUUAUUGAACGAGAUAUACGCUACACUACACAUAGAGCUCGCAGUAUACUGUUUACAUGAUCA